GCCGCAACAGCCCAUUCGUAGUGGGAACCCCUGGGGAAAGUGAUCCUAAGCUACUGGCAACACCAGAAGUGCCAAUGUCAUUGGCAACACCAGCUUGUCAAGGAAGAACUGUCAAGUAGGAUUACAUGCAAAAAUGAAAUAACAAACAGACGAGGACUUUUGGACUAUCGAAAUCGUAGUUUAUUAGAAAACAUAUUAAUUUUCCAUUAUCAACACAAAAAGCGAAGGCUACAAAUAUUGAAAAAAGAAUACUGUUGUGAAUUAGAUGAGAAAUUGUACGGAGACAGAAAUGUGAGUCAAAAUGAAUUAUUACUAAAACCUAUGCCUAAAUACAAAAUUAUUUUUAGCUUAAAGCUGAUCUAACCAAAUUACCGGUGUUGAUUAUUGCUGAAAGAGCUCCAAUCAAUCUGUCGCAACAGUUUCUUUAAGAUUUCUACCGGAUCGAAAUUAAUCUCCAGUCGAACGUACGGCAGACACGAUCACGGACGAGGGCUAUGUUACAGGUAAAUGAUAACCUCAACCCGUAUGAUGCCGAUAUGACGUCGCACCAGUCGUCGGAUGAAUCGUUCAUCCCGUCUAUGCUCGACAGUGACGGAGGUGAGUUACGUGAUUGUAGGGAAUGUGAUCGACCGAACAAUUCUGAGCGGUACAUGGUGCAAUGUCAGAAUUGUAGCCGUUGGUAUCAUUUUUCGUGUGCGAACGUGGAUGCGGCAACGGUACGGUCGACAAGUUUCGUGUGUAAACAGUGUGCUCCUGGUGGUGGGUUAAAUGCGUCGGAACCAUCACCGAGCUCGAUUUCGAGUUCGUCUAGUACACGGAGGGCUAGAGUCGAGCUUGAACUUAAGCGUCUCGAUGAGGAGAGGAAGCUCCUAGAAGAUUUAAGCCGUGAGAGGAUCGAAAAGGAACGGGCACUUAAUGAGCGAGAACUUCAGGAGAAACUUGAACGGGAAAGGCAGUUCAUCGCGCAGAGACACGAAUUGCUAACUCAGAACGACGGAGAAGAAAGUGGGAGUGUGCGGAGUAUGCGGAGCCAGAGGAGUGCAAAACGUACAGAGGACUGGGUGAGGCAGACUGGAGCAGCCGAGAAUUCCGGCAAUGUCGUCGAGCCGAUGCCCAUGUCAACUUCUGUGAGUACUGGUAAUCUGGGCGAUUCGCAGGUAGUGCACCCUUCCUCAACGCCGUUGAAGCAUGUGGCAGCUGUAGUUUCCCCCAUUAUCGGCGACAACAGAGCAGGAGCGGGAUUUGAGGUGAAAUCGAUUCCGCGAACCCUUGGCAGCAUUACUAUCGAAGAUGAAUCCGAGGAAUCUCUCAAAGGCGCAGUCGGUGCAGACGAAGAUGAACGUGAUGAAUUACCACUCGUCAAUCUUCAGCCAUAUGAGGAUCUGUUGAAGGUCGAAGAAGUGGUGCCGGCCGGUGCUAACACUGGUGUCAUUCCAAAGAUUAACCGUUUCAGUACUCACUACAAGCGCUGGAGUGUCGAAACCGGCGAGCUACGGAAACAAAAUGCACUACAGCUGCAGCAGCAAUCGGAAGCGGAACGUCGGGUCAUUCAGAACCUUCAAGAGAUGCACCGUUUGGAUAUCGACACCAGGCGUAGAAGGGAAGUCGAUCUCGUAAAUCGAAUUAACAGUCUACAACUACAGCACGACGCUGAGCUGAAACUGGUUCGUGACUCGGAAGUGAAUUUGCGGAAGCAGCAGAAUCGUGAACGAGUAGAACUGAAGUCAAGGAUUGAGACCCUAGAACAGCAGCUCAUCGAGGAGAAGGAACAGAUGCGUACGUCGGAAGUAGAUUUGCGCAAUCAACUCGAACAGCGGAAGCGUGAAUGCGAAGCACUUCGACUUCAAGUAGCAGAACUGGAGAACGAGUUACAGUGUCUUCGAGGAAUUGAGGAGCAGUUGCAGUCCCAAAUAACAGCGAGUCGCCAGCGUGAACACGAAGCCAUUCGAGUACGGAAUGAAGUGGAGAAGCAGUACUGGGACUUGCACGAGGAGGUUCAACAAAUCAUCAAUCGAAGCGAAGAUCAGUCUGCUGACGGUGCUUGUUCUCCUCCGUUGCCUCCACCUCCGGCGUCAUGGUUUGAGCCCAUAAACGCGCCUAACAUUGCAAGCGUGAACCACUACGAUGUCAAUCCUUCCUCUUCCUCCACCCGCUCCAACCUUUUCUACCGUAAACGCAUUUGCUAA
Molecule: messenger RNA, 2186 nt
Organism: Aedes albopictus (Asian tiger mosquito)
Lineage: Eukaryota; Metazoa; Arthropoda; Insecta; Diptera; Culicidae
Exons: 2
Coding region: 495-2186 (563 amino acids)
Source: RefSeq, a predicted model, not a curated record